This is a messenger RNA of Cynara cardunculus var. scolymus (artichoke), 1796 nucleotides long. RefSeq names its product serine/threonine-protein phosphatase 5. The transcript has 12 exons. Bases 38 to 1495 code for a protein of 485 amino acids. Lineage: Eukaryota; Viridiplantae; Streptophyta; Magnoliopsida; Asterales; Asteraceae. Gene Ontology annotation, molecular function: protein binding; protein serine/threonine phosphatase activity. Gene Ontology annotation, cellular component: nucleus; cytosol. The record is from RefSeq and is a predicted model, not a curated record.
GCAGAAACCAAACAUUUUUUGGAGGAGAGCUUCGAUUAUGCCAUCUAUGGCUACUGAAAAUUCAGACGUCUCACAGGCUGAACAAAUCAAACUCCAAGCUAAUGAAGCUUUUAAAGCCCAUAAAUAUUCUCAGGCAAUUGAUUUAUAUACACAAGCAAUCGAACUAAAUAGUGAAAAUGCUGUAUAUCUGGCGAAUCGAGCUCUAGCUCAUACUAAGUUGGAGGAAUAUGGAAGUGCAAUACAAGAUGCAUCCAAGGCUGUUGAGAUUGACCCCAAGUAUUCAAAGGGUUAUUAUCGGCGUGGUGCUGCAUAUCUUGCAAUGGGAAAGUUUAAAGAAGCACUCAAGGAUUUCCAACAGGUGAAAAGAAUAUCUCCCAAUGAUCCGGAUGCUUCUAAGAAACUGAAGGAAUGUGAGAAAGCUGUUAUGAAGCUUAAAUUUGAAGAAGCAAUUGCUAUACCUACCACUGAACGGCGUUCAGUAUCUGAAUCUAUUGAUUUCCGUACUAUAGAUGUGGAGUCACAAUAUGCGGGUGCAAGAAUAGAGGGAGAUGUAGUAACGCUAGAAUUUAUGAAGAAAAUGAUGGAUGACUUCAAGAAUCAGAAAUGCUUACAUAAGCGGUAUGCCUUCCAGAUUGUUUUACAGAUCAGGGAAAUUCUAAUGGCCUUGCCAUCUCUUGUUGAUGUAAAGGUCAUAAAUGGAAAGCAUUUCACAGUUUGUGGUGAUGUACAUGGUCAGUUCUUUGAUCUGUUAAACAUCUUUGAGCUAAAUGGCCUCCCCUCCGAUGAAAACCCCUAUUUGUUUAAUGGUGAUUUUGUUGAUCGGGGUUCCUUCUCUGUGGAGGUUAUUCUCACGCUUUUUGCAUUCAAGUGUAUGUCUCCAUCAGCAAUUUAUCUUUCUCGUGGAAAUCAUGAAAGCAAGAGCAUGAACAAGAUAUAUGGCUUUGAGGGCGAGGUCAAAUCUAAGUUGAGUGAUAAAUUUGUGGAACUCUUUGCGGAAGUUUUCUGCUAUUUACCUUUAGCUCAUGUUAUAAAUGAGAAGAUAUUUGUGGUUCAUGGAGGACUUUUUAGCACCGAUGGAGUGAAGCUCUCCCAAAUCAAAGCAAUUGAUCGUUUUUGUGAGCCCCCUGAAGAAGGCUUGAUGUGUGAACUACUAUGGAGUGAUCCACAACCCAAUCCUGGAAGAGGACCUAGCAAGCGUGGUGUAGGUCUCUCGUUUGGCGGAGAUGUCACGAAAAGAUUCUUGAAUGAUAAUAAUCUUGAUUUGGUCGUGCGAUCUCAUGAGGUUAAAGACGAGGGCUAUGAAAUUGAGCACGAUGGAAAACUCAUCACUGUUUUUUCUGCUCCAAACUACUGCGACCAGAUGGGCAACAAAGGUGCUUUCAUUCGUUUUGAAGCCCCCAAUAUGGAGCCGAAGAUUGUAACGUUUUCAGCCGUGCCACAUCCGGAUGUGAAGCCGAUGGCCUACGCCAGCAACUUUCUUCGCAUGUUCUCUUAGUACUGUGCUCGUGCUAUCAUUUCGGCACACAAAGUAGGUUGCUUCUCUCAUCUAUAACUGCACAUAUCGGGUUGCGGAACUCCGGAUACGCAUUUUGUGUUACUGUUUUUUUUUUACUGUGGUAACUUUACAUCAUGGGGGUAUUUUACCAUUUUUGUUGAACUUAAGUCUCGGUGUAAGAUCUGGUCGCUAAAAUGAAAUUUUGAGCACUUAUUGUUGUAGCUUUGUUGAAGAAAAAGUAGGGAGGGUCUUUUUUGGGCCAAUCUUGAAAGCAUGCAACAAUGCCAUUGCGAUGUUCUGA